Symbiodinium sp. CCMP2456 is the source of this 1269-nucleotide messenger RNA. The record is from the annotation of a GenBank genome assembly. NCBI's taxonomy places the organism in Eukaryota, Dinophyceae, Suessiales, Symbiodiniaceae.
AUGCAGUACGACAGAUUCCACCGAAAGCUUAGUGUUUGGGAGGGCAUUCACGCUAAGGAGCUUCAAGAGCAAGUCGCGCAGAAGGAGCAAUCCCUCAAAGAAGCGGAGGAGUCAAAAGCCCUUCUGACCUCGCAGUUGGCAGAAGCGACGGAAGCCAACGAGUCCUCCAAAUCAGCCAAGCUGGCUGUUGAGAAGGAAGUGGAGGAGUUGAAGGAAGCUGGGAAGCUACUGCAGGAACAGCUCCAAGAAGCGCAAGAGACCUCGAAGCGCUUCGAGGGCGAGCUGACAGCUUCCAAAGAGUCCCUCGAUGCUUUGGAGACGAAGCUCAAGGACUCCCAGGACAUCAAGGCCCAAGAGGAAGCAGCUGCCACCAAGGCAGAGCUGGAGACCACAAAGGAGGCGCUGGCUGCCUCGGAGGUGAAGUUGCAGGAGGCCCUGUCCAAAGAGGAGACGGCUGAAGCAAAGGCAAAGGAGCUGGAGAGCCGAUUUGAGGCCGAGCUUCAAGCAUCGAAGCAAGCGACGGCCGACUUGGAGGUGCAGCUGCAGGAGACGAAAGAGAAAGAGAGUGCUGCGACGGUGAAGGCACAAGAGCUUCAAAGCCAGCUCGAGGACAGCCGCAGCACUGCGGCCGCUCUGGAGACGAGGGUGGGCGAAGCUUCGGCUGCUGCCGAAGCCACGGAAGCCCAGCUCCGCUCAGCCAAGGAGGAGGUAGCAUCCCUUCAGUCGGACGUCGAGGUCUACAGGCAAAAAGGCGACGCCGCCUCCCUGCAGCUGGCAGCUGCCCAGGAGCGCUGCAACGCGUUCGAGGUGAGCAAAACGGAGAAGGAGAAAGCUGUUGAGGCCCUGGGUGCUUUCUCUUCAGAUAGGUGUUCAAAUGCAGUGCAAGAACACAACCAGUGUUUCUCCGGAGAGCAUUUUGUUCAAGCCUUGUCUAGCUUAGCGCCCAAGUCAUUUUGUGAACUUCUCGUCAUGCGGGCCAUGUGGAGUUGGUUGCUGUGCCUUGCAGCCGUAGUGGCUUUGCGGCCCGAGCAUGAGAUUCACGUGCACGGAACCGGGAUGGAGGCUCACGAUGCUGGGCACAAGGAAAAGACAGCAGAUGCCGACCAUGCCGACCAGGGAUUUCCCACUCCACGUUGCAUGGUGGCGAAUCGAGCUGACGCGAAAACCGCCUCGAAAUGGACAUCCUGCAAGGGCAAAGACGAAGCGAAAUGCAAGUCAAGAGGCACCUGCAAGUGGUGCACUUCGUGGUGUGGCAAGGACGAAGUAUGA